Messenger RNA from Gavialis gangeticus (Gharial), 757 nucleotides. It is a transcript of the gene CINP, whose product is annotated as cyclin dependent kinase 2 interacting protein. The record is from RefSeq and is a predicted model, not a curated record. NCBI's taxonomy places the organism in Eukaryota, Metazoa, Chordata, Crocodylia, Gavialidae. Bases 7 to 639 code for a protein of 210 amino acids. The transcript has 5 exons.
GUGGCGAUGGCAGCAAAGAGCCCCGCAGUUGUGACUCCCAAAAGACCUGUCUUAUCUGUUAGCGCAAGGAAAAUUAAGGAUAACGCAGCAGAUUGGCAUAAUUUAAUGAUGAAAUGGGAAAGCUUGAAUGAUAAGGGUUUCACGGCUGCCAACAAAAUUGUGAACCUGAAAAUUAGCACACAAUUUAAAGAUAGGCUGGAAAUUGAAUGUGAGAACCCUACUCAAGACUCUGGAAAGCUGUCUCCUCACUAUAAUGAAGAAUUGGAGAUGUAUUGUACAGAAUUACUUGAGAUACUGGAAAACAUGAAAAAAAUACAACUGAAAAUGGAAAAACUAACUUCAACUACAAAAGGAGUCUGUGACUUGGAAACAUACCACUCUGGGGAUGGAAACUGCAAGGCACCCCUCUUUCACACAUGGCCCACUUCGUAUUUCUAUGAGACUUCUCUCAAGCUCUCUGAGAUGUACAAGGAGGAACUACAGCUAAAGCAGACAAUUGUGCAAGAGAUUGCUCAUACCGCUGAUGAGGAUCUUAUGAUGGUGUAUUUAUCAUCAUGGUUGUACCAGCCCUACAUUGAGAACAGCAGCAAACUAUUACUAGAAAGCAUGUUGCUGGAAACAGGACACAGACCAAUCUAGCAUUUCAAAUAAGAUUUGCAAAUCUUGUUUCUUGUGGAACAGCAACUGCAGCAGACCACAACGUUAAGUACAUUAGUAUUUUAAUAAUUUCUAUAAAAUAUAUUUUCCUCUAACUGCA